Molecule: messenger RNA, 3185 nt
Organism: Perca fluviatilis (European perch)
Lineage: Eukaryota; Metazoa; Chordata; Actinopteri; Perciformes; Percidae
Gene: tgfb1a
Product: transforming growth factor, beta 1a
Exons: 6
Coding region: 1995-3149 (384 amino acids)
Biological process (GO): regulation of cell population proliferation; transforming growth factor beta receptor signaling pathway; BMP signaling pathway
Cellular component (GO): extracellular region
Molecular function (GO): cytokine activity; type II transforming growth factor beta receptor binding; type III transforming growth factor beta receptor binding
Source: RefSeq, a predicted model, not a curated record
GGCGGUCAGUUGGUGGGACACUAGUGCCAUGCAGGGCUUGUUGACAUGUCAGUCAUCACUGUCUCAGUGGCAGACAGGGCCAGAGUGUGAGAGAGCUGGUGCUUCAGUCAGUCAUUCAGCGUGUUCAGCUCCUGGCUUCCUGAUGUGGACAGAAGGCAGGCAGCAGAGCUCUGUUGAACAGCAGAUGUUUUACACUGCGUCCGUUACCCUCAUUUCCUGGGCGGAGAGCUCCUCGCUCUAUUAGACGAGUAACAGGAACCAGAAAAAAAAGACUUAGAGAGAGAGAGAGAGAGAGAGAGAGAGAAGUUAGCAGAGCUUGGAGCUCCCACAAAUCACUUUGUCACCAGCAAGCUCUGACAAGCACCAGGAGAGAGGGAGCGCACAGGGAGAAAGGGAGAGAGACAGGGUGUUAAAUAGAGGUGCAAAUAGGGAGUUGUGUCAGAGGAGACUCAAGAAGGGAGGUGUGAAGAAGCUGCAGAGGGCAUAACCGAGGUGAUACCGAUGGAAGGAUAGAGGGAAGAGACAAGACUACAAUCUGAUUCUCAAAACACUGUGAUCUAAGAGGGACUGUUACUCCUGCUGUUGUUGCUGCUGCUGGGUCUGGAUGCUACUUAUUUAGAGAGAAGGUGUGUCAAACUUAACAUUUUGUUACAAGAGGACAGUGUUUGAUUGACAGACAUUGCUGUAUUUUUUAUCUUCUGAUAGCAUCCCUCGCUUGAGCUGUUUCCAUCUCUGGCUCGAUACACUGAGAUCACAUCAUUGUGUUACAGAGACAGCUGCUCUGUGUGUAAAGUAGGCAUGAGUCGGCGGCGUUGAAAGCAUUCUCUGGUGAACUGCAGCUGUACACAGAUCACAUGCUGUUAUUGCUAAAAAGAGGUAGUCAGAACGGAAAGUUUAUCAGAGCUUUUUUCAUGUGGGGACAUUUCUUGAUGGCUUGAUUGCAUACAUGUAGGUUUGUGAACUGGUGUAGAAUAAGUUAGAGAUUUUUAAAUACUACAAUAUACUUUCUUUGCACCGUGGAUAUUUGAUUAGCUCUGGGUUGACUCAAAGCCCCUGGGGUCAUCUGAUCAAACUUAAAAAAAAAACAGAGAAAUAGGAAGCCCAUUAUUCCACUUUAAGCACGGGACGUAUCUUUGCUAUUAUUUCUUUCUCAGAGACAUUUAGAGAGGGCCUGUUUGACACAUCCAUGUAUAGGUCAGUUCUGAAUCAUCGGUGAAGAGGCCUUGUGGGUCAAGGAGGACAGGAAGCAGUGUCAGCUGAAAAGAUAGGAAGCACGUUGGGUUCUGCCAGAACCACUCUUCAUUUUGCUGAGUGUUGUACAGAUCCCUUCCCAUUCACUCGUCUCUCGGGGCAUAUAAAGAGAGACUGCCUGGUGAGCAACACAGCCUUGAGCUGACACAUGGAGGUUUACUUGCUUUGAGUAAGACAGGAUUUUAUUUAAUAUUGUGGGUGGAGGCUUGAAAUCAUAUCACAAGUUGGUCUGUGAGUACAAAACCCGCUCUGUUUAGUAUUUGAGUGUUGGUAGAUGUUUUUGAACUCACUGAGUAUCUUCUGAGUCUUGGCGGCACUGUCUGUGUACAUGUUUGGCCGGGCUCUGUUAGCAUUUGACAGCUCCGCAUUGGACUCAUAUCAACGUCUGGGACGUCAUUGUGUUACCUGUGUGGCUGAGUCAGAGGCUGGCUCAUCACUCGACGUCUGUCUGCCCACUGGGAUUCUCUCCGACUGCUUCUAUGCAAAGAAGACACAAGUGUUAGGUGGUUUUCACAGCAGCAGCGACAGCGGUGGCACCAACAGUCCCGAACUUUGAGGACUCUCCACACUGCUUUAAUUGUUCUGCUGUGUGUCAACACCUUGCGUCACUCACACCUCUCCACAGAGGGAUUCACUGUUCCCUAAGCAUCCUCGGUUGGAGGAAAGGCAGCGAAAGAAAAGGUGAGGGAGGAUUUGCUAAGAACCAAAGCGCAUAAGAGGUUGCAAGCAGUUAGGUUGGCACCAUGAAGCUGGCGCUCUUGAUGCUCAUGGCUGUGUACACGGUGGGCAACGUAAGUGGCAUGUCUACAUGUAAGACGCUGGACCUGGAGAUGGUGAAGAAAAAGCGCAUCGAGGCCAUCAGGAGCCAGAUCCUCAGCAAACUGCGUUUGCCGAAAGAGCCAGAUCAGGCAGGAGAUGAGGAGGAGAUCCCUACCCCCCUGCUGUCCCUCUACAACAGCACAAAGGAGAUGCUGAGGGAGCAGCAGACCGUGGAACAGACACGCAUCUCAACUGAACAGGAGGAGGAGGAGUACUUCGCCAAGGUGCUGCACAAGUUCAACAUGACCGCCAAAAAUGACACAGCGACCCCCAAGUCCUCCAAAAACAUCCCGAUGUUCUUCAACAUCUCGGAGAUUCGGCAAAGUGUGGGGGAUUACCGCCUGCUGACCAGCGCGGAGCUACGGAUGCUCAUCAAGAAAACCACGAUAGCUUCUGAGCAGCGGGUGGAACUGUACCAAGGUCUGGAAACAUCAGCCCGCUACCUCGCUUCCCGCUUCAUCACCAACAAGAUGAAAGACAAAUGGCUGUCCUUCGAUGUCACUGAGACGCUGCAGAACUGGCUCCAAGGGACCGAGGAUGAGCAGGGUUUCCAACUUCGGCUGUUCUGUGAAUGCAGCGAGACAAGCGUCGACAGUGGCUUCAGUUUUACCAUCUCUGGGAUCGAGACUGGUAGGGGAGACACAGGGAUCUUACAAACGAUGACGCAGCAACCACCCUACAUCCUGACCAUGUCCAUCCCUCAGAACAGCAGCAGCCACCUCACCUCGCGCAAAAAGCGCUCCACGGAUCCAAAGGAUACCUGUACAGCCCAGUCAGAAACCUGCUGCGUGAGGAGCUUGUACAUCGACUUCAGGAAAGAUCUGGGCUGGAAGUGGAUACAUAAGCCAACAGGCUACAAUGCUAACUACUGCAUGGGGUCCUGCACCUACAUCUGGAAUGCUGAAAACAAAUAUUCUCAGAUUUUGGCCCUGUACAAGCAUCACAACCCAGGAGCCUCUGCCCAGCCCUGCUGUGUUCCCCAAACACUGGAGCCCCUGCCAAUCCUCUACUACGUGGGCAGGCAACACAAGGUGGAGCAGCUGUCCAAUAUGAUAGUGAAGUCCUGCAAGUGUAGCUAAAAAUGGAUCACAAUGCUCUGCCUCCCCUCAAACAUA